AUGAGUGCUCUUUCAGGGUUAAAAAUUUCAGGUUUUGAAACAACAAUGCCAUCAGCAGUAAGACAAAAUCUUCCUACUGACCAGCGGCAAUGUCAGAGUCACAGAAAACUUUACACUGGCAACUCGGGCCUGAUCUUUCACACUCAGAACAUCCGAGCCAGCCCUUGUGACUUAUCUCAGAAAGACAAGAAACAGAAGUACCAGGGCAACCAAAGAUAUGUUUAUAAACCACAGAGAAUUUAUUCCAGAAACCAAAGAAAAUCUAAGACUAUUCUAAGAAGAGAUUGUGAUAAUACACCAAUGACUCGACUUUCAGAUUCAGAAAAAAACAGUGCAUAUGGAAGAAUUGAGGCAUGUGAACUGUCUGGCCUAGCAAAGCCAGGCAUUUGCAUUAACACCUGUCCUGAUCUGUGUAAUGAAUCUUAUGCAGUGGAUUCAUUUGUUUCACCAGACCCAAGCCAGUUGCCUUUACCUCCCCUUGAGUGGCUGCAUUUCAAAACAGUGCUUCCUGUUGAUGAUCACAUGAUGCUUCAAUCUGUUUUAUGCUGCCCUAUUGCAGCAUGA
Molecule: messenger RNA, 564 nt
Organism: Candidula unifasciata
Lineage: Eukaryota; Metazoa; Mollusca; Gastropoda; Stylommatophora; Geomitridae
Source: the annotation of a GenBank genome assembly